This is a messenger RNA of Ustilaginoidea virens, 786 nucleotides long. RefSeq lists its product as uncharacterized. The transcript is spliced from 2 exons. The record is from RefSeq and is a predicted model, not a curated record. The coding region runs from base 1 to 786 and encodes 261 amino acids. NCBI's taxonomy places the organism in Eukaryota, Fungi, Ascomycota, Sordariomycetes, Hypocreales, Clavicipitaceae.
AUGGGCUUCUUGGAUCCCUUCACCAACGCCGGGGCGUCGCGCCCGUCCAAGCACCGCCGCGAUGCCUCCCGGUCGCGGAAGAAGCCGUCGCCUCGCUCGCGAUCCAGCUCGCGCACCCGGGGCGCCAGCUCCGCCGCGGAAGGUCUCGGCGGCGGGCCGACCGGCGACAGCCACUACGGCAAGCGCAACUCGUCGACGGGGUCCUUCUUUGGCGUGGGAAACCUCAGCCGCUCCAGCUUCUUCAACUUUGGCAACCGGUCGUCGUACUACAAACGCUCCCCGCGCCGGGGGUUCAUGCGGCGAUCGUACAAGCGGCUCCGGCGGCUUGUCCGCGACCUGGUGCACUACGCCAAACGCCACCCCUGGAAGGUGCUGCUGCUCGUCGUGGUGCCGCUGCUCACGACGGGCGUCCUGGGCGGCCUGCUCGCCCGGUUCGGGCUGCGCAUCCCGCCGGUCCUCGAGCGCCUGGCGGGCUUGGCGUCCCGCGCCGCCGCGGGGGACUCGCUCGGCCUGGUCGGCGACGCCGUCCGCAUGGCGGGCGAUAUGGGCGGCAGCGAGCGGCGUGCCGGGCAUGCCGCGCGCGCCAGCAGCGUCGGGGCGGGGACCCCCCACGGCGAAGUGCGGUGGGAGCGCCGGACGAGCUACGGGAGCUACGGCGGCGAUCUGUACAGCGGCCAGCGCGGCGGCCGCGGGUACCGGGGGGACGGCCGCCACCGGGGCGAUUACCCGGGCGGUGGCGACUGGUGGGGCGAUGCCGUGGCCGACUUUGCCAAGAGGUGGUUCUGA